GUUACCGGAAUGUCGUCCGUACCGGAGACCGUUCAGGUUGCCGUCCGAAUACGCCCGCUGUCGGCGUCGGAAAGCAGAAUGGGCAGCCAGCCGAUUGCGGAGCCUACCGGUGCUGGUGAGCCGCAAAUUUGUGUCCGAGGCAGUGAACUGUUCACGUUUAACCACGUGUUCGAUACGACCAGCUGUCAGGAGGAAAUUUACGAGACGAGUGUCAAAGCGUUGGUUGAUAAGAUAUUGCAGGGAUUCAACGUCACUAUUCUGGCCUACGGGCAAACCGGAUCCGGCAAGUCCUAUACGAUGGGAACCUCCUUCGAGGGGAGGUUCGAUCACAGGACCGGCAUAAUCCCAAGAGCGAUGGUCGACCUGUUCGAUCGGAUUGCCACCAGUACGGAGUUUCAGCGUGAAGUUAGUUGCACGUUUGUUGAGCUGUAUCAAGAAAAUGUGUACGAUUUGUUAUCGUACAGUAAUCGGUAUGAGAAAAUGGUCGGAAUCCGAGAAGAUGCAAAUGGAGUGAUCAUUCCGGGUUUGACCGAAGUUCCGGUGAAAACUGCGGAUGAUACUCUACGAUGGUUGGUACAAGGUAUCAGUGUCAGGACAAUCGCCGCAACUCCAAUGAACAAAGAAUCCAACCGAAGCCACACUAUAUUUACUUUGACGGUGAAAAAGCUGAAGGACGGUAAAAUAGUAACAACGUCGAAGCUGCACCUGGUGGAUUUAGCUGGUUCGGAACGAUCUAAGAAGACCAAUACUCUAGGCGAUCGAUUUCGAGAAAGUAUCUACAUCAACAAAGGACUGUUGGCUUUGGGAAAUGUUAUUGCUGCAUUGGCCUCAACGAAAAGCACAAAAAGCUACAUUUCAUACAGGGAUUCCAAAUUAACACGACUUUUGCGGAACUCUCUCGGUGGAAAUUCCAUAACCCUAAUGAUGGCUUGUGUCUCACCGUCGGACUACAAUCUGGAAGAAACUCUUAGUACUUUGCGAUAUGCUGAUCGCGCUCUGAAAAUUCGCAACAAACCAACAAUCAACGAAAGUGAACUGAGCUGCCGUGAGGAGGUGGAGCGGCUUAGGUGCGAAAAUCAAGCACUUCGUUCUACGCUGGAGAAGUUGCAGCAAAGACCGUGUAUAGUGUCCAGAAGUGAACGUUCCAUUCGCAACCUGCAGGAGAGAGUCCGGUCCGGUAAAGUGCAGCUCCGGACACUGAUUACGAAAUCGAAUGAGCUCGAGUUUCGAGCUUCACAUGCUGAAGAGAUACUGGAUGGUAUAAUCAAGCUACUUCCGCUGGACAAUAGUGACGACUUCAAACGGAAGACGGACGAUCUGCUGGUGCGGUACUGCAAAGAGAGGGAGUGUUGGCGAGAGUCUCGGGAAAAAAUUAAUAAAGUGUAA
This is a messenger RNA of Sabethes cyaneus, 1386 nucleotides long. Its product is annotated as chromosome-associated kinesin KIF4-like. The coding region runs from base 10 to 1386 and encodes 458 amino acids. The record is from RefSeq and is a predicted model, not a curated record. Gene Ontology annotation, biological process: microtubule-based movement; mitotic spindle organization. Gene Ontology annotation, molecular function: microtubule motor activity; ATP binding; microtubule binding. The transcript has a single exon. NCBI's taxonomy places the organism in Eukaryota, Metazoa, Arthropoda, Insecta, Diptera, Culicidae.